This is a messenger RNA of Leptidea sinapis, 1262 nucleotides long. Its product is annotated as N-terminal Xaa-Pro-Lys N-methyltransferase 1-like. Gene Ontology annotation, molecular function: N-terminal protein N-methyltransferase activity. Gene Ontology annotation, cellular component: cytoplasm. The transcript has a single exon. Gene Ontology annotation, biological process: N-terminal protein amino acid methylation. The record is from RefSeq and is a predicted model, not a curated record. Lineage: Eukaryota; Metazoa; Arthropoda; Insecta; Lepidoptera; Pieridae. Bases 64 to 726 code for a protein of 220 amino acids.
ACAAAAAAUUUAAUAUGCUACAAACCAAUACUACAAAAAACUAAAUCAACCUUUUAUUUAAAUAUGGGAGACAAAUUCUACACAGAUGCAGCAUUUUACUGGGCGAAUGUACCGUCGACUAUUGAUGGUGUACUCGGUGGCUAUGGUCAUAUUACGGAAACCGAUAUUCAAGGAUCAAAAAAAUUUCUAAGUGAACUGUUAUCUUCAGAAAAUCCACCAGCUAGAAAACGUGCAUUAGACUGUGGAGCUGGUAUCGGCAGAAUAGCAAAGAACCUUCUCAUACCUAUAUUCAAAAAAGUCGAUUUAGUCGAACAAGACGAGAAGUUCAUUAACACGGCAAAACAAUGGAUUGGUGAAGGUAAUGCGAAAUUAGGCAGAGUUUAUCAAAUUGGACUGCAAAAUUUCGUACCGCAAAAACAAUACGAUGUUAUCUGGUGCCAGUGGGUACUUGGGCAUCUCAAUGACUACGAUUUUGUAGAAUUUUUGGAACGAUGUUGCGAAGCUCUUAAUGAAAACGGUGUUAUUGUUAUAAAAGAAAAUGUAGCCACCUCAGACUGUAUAGAAUAUGAUGACGUGGAUUCAUCUGUUACCCGACCAUAUAAAUUAUUUCAAAAAAUAUUUGAAGCAGCUAAUGUUGACGUAAUACGAAGUGAAGAGCAAUCCAAUUUCCCUGACGACAUAUAUCCUGUUUACAUGAUUGCAAUUAAACCGAUUCAAACCAGUUGAAUAAAAUAUACUUAAAGCAAUUUAAUUAAAAUGUAAAUUAACUAUGAGAAUACUGUCUGUGGUAUUUAUAUAAAUUCGUUGAUUACCAAAACUUUAAGACAUCAACAAAGUUGUGCACAUCAAAUUUAUAGUGAGAGGGUCUUAUCUCUGAUGAAGUGGUAAAUCGUGGAGCUAGUUCGUGAUUAUAAUACCUAUUUAGUUUAAAACUAGGAUCUAAAACGUACUGUGAUGUUGUAAUUUAUUUGCUAAUACAUUCACCACUAGUUACAAAAUACUUGCUUCUUAGAUGGAUUAGAUAUUAGAUUUCAAAAUGGACAAAUGAUGAGAUGAGAAUUUUGAUUGCCCAUAUACAUAAUAUAAUAAACUAUUAUUUUGGAAUUUCAUUCAAAAAAGCAAUUAAUCUUCAAAAAUCUGAUUUAAAAAUACCUCCUCAUAUUUAUAUAUAAAGCGUACUUUAGAACCUGAAUCAAAAUUGAAAAAGUUCUAAUGAAGAUAAGUUAGAUAUAAAAAUAUUACUGGCAAUAAAUAAACAUUAC